GACAGCUCGAAAUCAAGAAAUUAAAGUAAGAAUUUUAUCUUAAAACCUAGAAACAAAUACCUUUGUAAAAGAAAUUAUGUCGAAAUAAAUUCUAAUCUCACAGGUUACUAGACAUACAUACAACUAAAAACAAUGGAUUAUGAAAAGUUUGAUGAUGACAGUGCCACAGAUGAAGCGGCAAAUAAAGGGAAAGGCUCCGCAGAAAUUUCCCCAUCAGAAGUUGUAAACGUGUCGUCAAGUGGAAAGAUUGAUGACGUUCAGAUCCAAGUUGAGAAAAAGACUGAUGAAGGACCCACGCUUACAAUUUACAAUGCCGACACCAAAAAAGGAGUGGAAUACAUAGAUGACCCUAGCGAGAGACCACAAUUAUAUGGUGUUAAAUGGUUGCAGUUUCAAUUGCGGAGCAUUGUAGAACACAUAGCGUUUCGAAUAGCGACAGUGGUGCUGAUUAUUUUAGAUUUAACCCUAGUCAUAAUUGAUCUUGCUGAUGUGGACCUUACUGGCAACAUCAACAGUGGAUUGGAAACAGUUUCUCAUAUAAUCAUCAGCUAUUUCGUUCUUGAAAUUCUAAUGAGAAUUUUCUACAUGGAAGGCCGAUUUUUCCGGAGCAUUCUCGACCUGGUAGAUGGGAUAAUUGUAAUAGCAUCCUUUGUUGUUGAUAUGAUUUUCGUCUUUGUUGCCAACAAGUUGACAUCAGCAGAGGGUUCCGACUAUGCUAAACUGAUCAAUAUUGGUCGAGUGUUCCGGAUCAUCAGGAUCGUACGUAUUGUAUACUUCAUGUACAUUCAAAAGCGCCAUGUAGCCUCCACAACCAGAAAAUUGGUCUCCCAGAACAAGAGAAGAUACAUGAAAGAUGGAUUCGAUCUUGACCUUUGCUACAUAACCGAGAGGAUUAUAGCCAUGUCCUUUCCAUCGACUGGGUUGAUGGCCAUGUACAGAAAUGACAUCACGGAGGUGGCCAGGUUCUUCGACACCAUGCAUAAAGACCAUUAUAGAAUAUACAACCUAUGUAGUGAAAGAGAUUAUGAUGAAAGCUUAUUCCAUGAUCGAGUUGGGAGAGUUUACAUUGAUGAUCACAAUGCACCAACAGUCAAAGACAUGGUCAAUUUCUGUAAGGAUGCACGGGAAUUUAUGUCGGAGGAUCGUAAAAAUGUAAUCGCCCUUCACUGUAAGGGUGGGAAGGGCCGUACAGGAACCAUGAUAUGUGUCUGGCUCAUUGACUGUGGGAUAUUUGAGGAUGCUAAGGACUCCCUGGACUACUUUGGUGACCGGCGUACUGAUCUGUCUGUCGGGAAAACGUUCCAAGGAGUGGAGACACCCAGUCAGAGUCGCUUUGUGGGCUACUAUGAGCAAGUUAAAAAGCUUUACAAUUGUGAGCUGCCCCCCAAGAAGGAGCUGAAGAUUACCACUUUCAAAAUUGAAAGCAUCGCAGGUGUAGGUCAUGGUGACGGAAGUGACUUAAGCCUGGAACUGAGGGUAGACAACCUGCUUAUAUUCGAGGCAAAAGUGGCCGGCUCCAUCAACUGUGAGUGUUCACAUGACCGUGACAACGACAGUAUUACGAUCACGUUGAAGAACGCCCCUGCGCUUGUGGAUGAUGUCAAAGUUAGAUUCUUUUCAACAGCUAAGUUCCCUAAAAUCUACGACCAUUGUGCCUUCUUCUUCUGGUUCCAUACAACCUUCAUUGAGAAAAACAAGUUGAGGCUUACGAGAGAUGAGAUUGACAAUCCCCACAAGCCGGCGGGAAAGAAAGUGUUCCGGGAAACAUUCGCAAUUGAGGUCGACUUCGAGCCUGUUGAAUCUUUCUAGGCAUGGACUGUGGGAAAUUAGAUGGAGUAGAGGAAUAGAUAAAAAACAGUAUUUGAAGUGUAACGGGGUGUUUGAGAGUUUGCAGACUAAAGGCUGUCUUCUUAUUUAAAGAGUUGUUUUAUUAUAUUAUAAAGUGCCGCUGCACGUGUUGUGUCUCAAAGAGGUCUUUUGUAGAACAAAAACCUAUUUUGUGAUUUUUAUUAUAAAUUAUUAUAAAUUAUCUAUAAAAGUAUUAGCUUUUUUCAAAUUUUAGUAUCUAUUUGUAUAUAAAUUUGUUUGUUUAGUUUGUACUCAUAGACUAUAGAUUUGUAGGCAACAGCCUAGCAGUAUAUUAUUUUAUGCAAGUUUUUUUAAGAUUAUUGUUUAGGGACUGUGCAAUUCUUUUGUAAUAUCUUUAAAAGACCAAGUGAUAUGAAAUGUUAUGUAAGGUUGUAAGAUGAAGUAAAGUUGUAAGAUGUGAUUCUUUACUUUUAAGUUAAGCCAUACAUCCUUAGGAUGGAAAUAUGUGUUUUAGAUAUAAACAUCAAGAUUAUUUCUAUGUUUAAUUUAUAUUCAUUAACAAUUUUGUUUUUUUCAUGGAUUACAUUUUUUAAUAACACCCGAGUGACGCUGCAAUAGGUAAAGCUUGGAAGUAUGUUAUUAGUUUUUCUCAAUAUUGACUUCAUGUAACAAUUGUACAACAAUCAAUGAAUCAAGUCGGUCAAUACAGCCAAAUUAAUACUGUAAACACGCUUUAAUCCAAAUGGCAUUGUUUAGUGUAAAUUAGUUAAAGAUGGUUACAAAACACUGCAGUUGGGGAACUUGCAAAAGUGACAGUCAUUAUAAAGACAAGCCACAUAUGAAAGAUGUUCAAGACAUUCAGUAUUAAAGUAAAUAUUAUCAAAAUA
Mya arenaria is the source of this 2696-nucleotide messenger RNA. Its product is annotated as phosphatidylinositol 3,4,5-trisphosphate 3-phosphatase TPTE2-like. Gene Ontology annotation, biological process: transmembrane transport; dephosphorylation; monoatomic ion transport. Gene Ontology annotation, molecular function: monoatomic ion channel activity; phosphatidylinositol-3,4,5-trisphosphate 3-phosphatase activity. Gene Ontology annotation, cellular component: membrane; cytosol. The coding region runs from base 133 to 1809 and encodes 558 amino acids. NCBI's taxonomy places the organism in Eukaryota, Metazoa, Mollusca, Bivalvia, Myida, Myidae. The record is from RefSeq and is a predicted model, not a curated record. The transcript has 15 exons.